Pseudomyrmex gracilis is the source of this 4143-nucleotide messenger RNA. RefSeq names its product BTB/POZ domain-containing protein KCTD5 (gene inc). Gene Ontology annotation, cellular component: cytoplasm; Cul3-RING ubiquitin ligase complex. The record is from RefSeq and is a predicted model, not a curated record. Gene Ontology annotation, biological process: proteasome-mediated ubiquitin-dependent protein catabolic process; protein homooligomerization. Gene Ontology annotation, molecular function: cullin family protein binding. Lineage: Eukaryota; Metazoa; Arthropoda; Insecta; Hymenoptera; Formicidae. The transcript is spliced from 4 exons. The coding region runs from base 53 to 700 and encodes 215 amino acids.
UAAAUAGGUACAGUGUCUAUGGUCAAUAGUCAAUUUUGGUGUCAAAGCAAGCAUGGCGGAUUUCAGCGACACGAAUUCGCAUGAAAUGACAGAGAACCAUGUUAACAAACGGUGCAAUAAUCAGUGGGUACGUUUGAAUGUGGGUGGAACGUAUUUUUUAACAGCGAAGACCACCUUGGCGAGGGAUCCGAACUCGUUUCUGUACCGGCUCUGUCAGGAGGACUCGGAUCUUAUUUCGGACAGGGACGAAACGGGAGCGUACCUGAUAGACCGCGAUCCCACAUACUUCAGUCCAGUUUUAAAUUACCUGCGCCACGGAAAGCUGGUCAUCAACAAAGAUCUGACAGAAGAGGGUGUGCUUGAGGAGGCGGAGUUUUAUAAUAUUACGGAACUUAUUCGACUAGUCAAAGAAAGAAUCAUGCUGAGAGACACUCGACCACAGAGAGAUUUUAAGAAACACGUUUACAGAGUUAUUCAGUGUCACGAGGACGAAUUGACGCAAAUGGUAUCGACAAUGUCGGAUGGAUGGAGAUUUGAACAGCUAAUCAACAUAGGUUCUCAAUAUAACUACGGUAAUGAUGCUCAUGCUGAAUUUCUGUGUGUUGUAAGCCGAGAAUGUGGAGCUAGUCAGCUCAACAGUAAGGAAGAAGAAUCCACAGAUCGUGUCAAGGUUUUGCAGCAGAAGGGUUCACGCAUGUAAUAUCUAGAUCCGUCCUUGUUUUUCCUUGCCUCCUUUAGUUUGAUCAACUGCGCUGCGACAAGAAGAAGACUGUUUUUGUUUUUUUUUUUUUUUUACAUUUAAAAUCGUUAAUUUGUAAAAUCUACGUUUUAUCUAUCAUAUGUGUAUAUUUCCCUUUCUUUAUAUUAUAUUCCUAUAGAUAAUUUUUUAUCUAACAGUACUGUGCAAAAAAGAACAAAAAGAUGUAAAGGAACUUUUAUAUAGAUGUAUUUAUUAACGUAACAAAAAUUGUAUAUUAAGCUUUAAAAAUCUCGAAAGUAUCAUGUUAUUAUUAAUUAAUUAAUUUAUUUAUUCCUCAUUAUUAGGAAGUGUCUAGAAGAGAUAGAAGAAAAAUGUCGAUCUCACGAAAAAAAAAAAAUAAUAGCUUAAUAUAUAAUUUUGUAACUGUUUAUACACACAAACGUGAAACGACAACAAAGUGAAAUUCUUCUCUUUUCCAUAAGCACAUCUAUUUGCUUGAAUCGUUUCGCUGCUAGAUUAUUUUCAGUGAAAAUUCUAAGUACUGUUUUAUUUAAAUCUACUGGUGGUAAAAGAAAAUUAUUUCUUCUUGCUUUUGUUUGUUUGUUUGUUUUAUUGUAUUAACACAGUUCCUAAAAGUUUAGAUCAAAAUAACGUGUUUAUUUUGGAGUAGGAAAGCGCGGUAAACAGAUCGGUCCGGGACAGAAAUUUUACAUAUGUAUAGGAAAGAUGCGAGCUGAUAGAUCGGCUUUCCAAAAUAACAUUUAAAGAAGAAUUUUAAUAAAGCAGAAUAUAAGCUUUUUAUAUAGUCAGAGGAAAAAAACAUAGUUUGUAUUAUUACCAAAUGACGUUCCGUAAUGGCUGCUGUUAUGUUUUAAUUAAGUCUUAUAUCAAAAUACCUGAAUGAAUAUAAUAUGGUAUUCGUGGAGGCAAUCGGUUUCAUACAAAUUUCUAUGAUAACGAUAGUUCUUAUCUCUAGUAAUAAUAGUACACACAUAAACACACAACACACAAAGAUUGUGUAUCAUUUUUCUACUAAAUUAUAUACAAAACACAAAUUCUUUUUCCCAUUCGUGUCCUUAUCGUAAGAAAUCUAAAUUACCUUCGCACUGCCGAAAAACAUAAAGAAUAAUAUUUGUAUACCUAAUGUAUAAUCAUUUUCGAAAACCCAAGAAUGCGCUUACUGAUAACUAUGAAUAUAUUAAAAAAAAAAACAAAAAAAAACAAAAAAGCUGACUUUUUACACAUGUAUUGAUAUAAAAAAAAAAAAAACGGAUCUUUUCUAAACAAGCAAUUUUAUCAUACUUAUACUUAUUAAGAGCACGGAUCUGAGAUAGAUGCGAGAGGAAGUAGACGCGUUCAAUAACUUUGUGAAAAUAUACCGGUUGUGUGGAAAAGAUUUUAGAAAGCAGAAGAAAAAAACAUGUGUACAAGGAAGAUCUUAAAACAUUCGUGAAAUAUUUAAUAUAUAUGCGAUGUAAAAAUUACAAAAAACAAAAAAAAUUAUAUAUACAUGUAAUUUUAUUAUCGUGAAUCUCAAUGGAACCUAUUGUGACGUACAAGACGAAUUUGUAAAUCAUUUUCUUUCACGAAUAUCUCUCUUACGAUUUGCAAUAUGACCCCCUACAUCCGUAAUAAGAGAAUAUACUUGCAACAGAUGUAGGUUGUCAAUUGUCGAAGGCCUAUUAAGAAAGUGUCCUAGACAAUAUACAUAUACAUAUAUAUAUAUUCGUAUAAUAUUUAAAAAUGUUAUAUGAAAAGAGCAUAUAAUAUUGGCUAUUGUUAUAGAUGUUCAUUAGUAUGUUGUACGAAAGAAGUUAUACUAUCUCACUCACAUAUAUACGAUGAUAUUGUUUUUUUUGUAAACAGUUAAAAGAAUACAAUAUUGUAUUUCAACGAUAGUAAUCGAGCGGUCGAUUGCGUAGUAAUUUUAUAAUUUUUAUUUUUUUGAUAGACCAGACAGAAGAAAUACUUGUUAUUGAAACAAAGAUAUCGCAUCAGAUGUUUAAUUGCAAACAAUGAGAAAAGUAAGAUAUCACGAAUUGGCUGAACAAUUUGCUCGGUAUAUCGCGGAACAUAGGAAAAGUCGAAGACCAAUAUAUAUUGUUAAUCCAGCGCGUGCUAUGUACAGUGCUAUGUACAUACAGUUUGUUGUUUAAGCUGAUACAUAUAAGACAUUAUUUUCUAGCUCAAGUUCGUGUAUCUAAUCUAAUCAUUAAUUUAGUCGAUAUAUUAAACGUUCAUUAUAAUAGUGUCGUGCGAAGAAUAUGCUCCUCUUUAAAGUUUGUACUUUCAUAGAUAGAAAGGAUUUCUAAGGAUAAUAGAUAAUACAAAUUUAUUCAAUGUUCGGCGUUAGAAAAUAAGAUAACAUUUACACUGAAGACUAAGAAAAACCUAUGAUAAUAGAACAGAAUUUAUUAUUAAGAAAGAGAUGUAAAGGAAAAAGUUGUAUCGUGUAUGAAACAAUUUUGCGUUACUUGCAUACAAGUAUAAUUUUAAUUUACGUAUUUUGUUUUAAGUUGUGUAUUACUUCGAGAGAUUUUACUGUUGUAAAAUAUAAUAUAUAUAUAUAUAUAUAUGAAUAAUUGUACGGUAUAAAGAUACGCACAAGAGUGCUUUCAAAACGUAUAUUUUUAAACUUGAUUUUAUCACACAAGCACCGAAUUGUCAACUAAGUUACUUUCUUGUACGUAAUUUUUAGAUUGGAACCGCGUUCGUUUUAUUUACCAAAAUUCACCGAUGAAACGAACUGAAAUAUCACAAAGCGCCAGUAUGAAAUAACAUAAACGCGCGCGGCUCCAACUCGAAAGUUAAUGCACAAGAAGUUUUGCCCAUACACUGCGAAAGCGUCAAAUACUCAUAUUACUCCAUACUCGAGUUCAUUAAUAAUUUUAUUUUUAAAAAAAUAUAUAUAUAUAUAAGUAUGUAUAAAUUAUGUGUACAUUCAAAAUUUGUUAAAAAAAAGAUCUUACACGUGUGUAUACAUACAAAUCUUUACAUAUGUGUAUACAUAUGUCCAUCAGUCGUUGUAUGUGCACAAGUGUGAUAAAAUAAUCAAAAUUUAUUUAUCGAUAAUUUAAUAUGAUAAUAUUCAGAUGCUAGAAACGUAAACUCCUUUAGAUCACACUUUCUACAUACAAAUUUAGUAACUUUUAUCUAUUUAGCGCAAUUUUCGCAAUAUAAACUUAAAACUACACAUAAAAGAAUGAAUGUUGGAAUACUAUUAAUUAGUUUGUCCUACACAUGCAAAAUCUAUAUUAUACAUGUGAUUUCAUUGUUUAGAUUAUUGAACUACUUAUUAUGCGAACAGCUAUUUAUACACAUACAACAACUAUUGACAUUAUAUUACUAACAAGAGUUUAUGUUAAGAUUUUAUACACAUAUAUAAAUUCUUCUAGUGUAUGAUUUAUAAAAUGAGAUAAAAGGUAAAAUACAAAAUUACUCAA